Daphnia pulex (common water flea) is the source of this 1048-nucleotide messenger RNA. It is a transcript of the gene btn, whose product is annotated as homeobox protein MOX-2-like. Lineage: Eukaryota; Metazoa; Arthropoda; Branchiopoda; Diplostraca; Daphniidae. The coding region runs from base 1 to 777 and encodes 258 amino acids. The record is from RefSeq and is a predicted model, not a curated record. The transcript is spliced from 3 exons. Gene Ontology annotation, molecular function: RNA polymerase II cis-regulatory region sequence-specific DNA binding; DNA-binding transcription factor activity, RNA polymerase II-specific. Gene Ontology annotation, biological process: positive regulation of transcription by RNA polymerase II. Gene Ontology annotation, cellular component: nucleus.
AUGAGUCUUUAUUACUCUCCUUCGCAGUCUCGCCAAUCUCACAACAGCUACGGUAGCGCCACGGAUCCGGGACCAACAUUUCGUCUUACCUGCGUCAAUGUGAAUCACGUUACAUACAAUUAUCUCAUGGAGAACGCAUCGCCCACUACCGCAGAUAGUGCCGGAUACAAUUACGCAAAUGGAUGUGGAGGAUCCUUACCUUGCUAUCAAAGUUUGACGUCUACAUUGCAACAGCCUCAGGAUGACUCCGGUGGACCAGGAGUUCGACCCUAUUCAUUGCCGUCGUCUUGUGAAUCGCCCAUGUCACUUCCAGCAUUCUCUCCACCUAAUCAGACUUUCCUUGGACAUCAAGACCACUACCAACAACAGCCGUUCCCAGGGACACAGGUUUUCCACGACGAAGUGCCCCCAAUCACGUCAUCUUCCAUCUCCUCUGCUAUUGAUGAUUUUAACCUAGAUGAAGACUUCUCUCUUGAUCUGGCGGGAGCCGGCAGCUCAGAAGAUGACGAGGAAUCUAGCAGUGGGGACACAAUCUCAAAUAAACCAAGGAAGGAACGAACUGCUUUUACCAAACAGCAGAUACGUGAGCUAGAAAACGAAUUCGCCCACUCAAAUUACUUGACGCGACUACGUCGUUACGAAAUUGCGGUUGCUCUUGAUCUUACGGAAAGGCAGGUUAAAGUAUGGUUCCAAAAUCGGCGGAUGAAGUGGAAACGAACAAAAGGUGGCAGUCCUUCGAUCAAGCAAAAGAAAGAGUCCAUCAAGUCUAAACAUUAAAAUUAAAGAUCAGUGACGGGUUGUCUUACCAAAUCAUCACAAAAUGUGUCGCGUUUCGCCAUUUACUGAAAGCCAAAUUUGCUCUCACUUAACUUUACAUUUUUACAAAUUUCAGAGUUCUUCCACAAAUAUUUCAAUGAUGAAAAAAUCGAAAUGAUCCUUAUUUGGUCACCUAUGUCCAUAACUGUUUUUCCUUUUUUUUCUCUCUCUCUUGUUUGAAAAUGCUCGUUUUAUAGUAUUACAACAUGGCCAAAUACACCGGCUAAGUCAA